Messenger RNA from Linum tenue, 687 nucleotides. The record is from the annotation of a GenBank genome assembly. Lineage: Eukaryota; Viridiplantae; Streptophyta; Magnoliopsida; Malpighiales; Linaceae.
AUGGCCUCUCCAACCAGCUUUGCUUUCCCUUACUUCUCUCCACCGCCGCCAUUCCACCCCAUCCACCCACCACCGCCACCUCCCCACGUCAUCACUCCUCCACCUCCGCCGCCGCACGUGUUCCCAUCACCUCCCCCUCCUCCACCGCACGUGCGCCCACCACCACCACCACCACACGUCUUUCCUCCUCCACCGCCACCACACGUGCACCCACCGCCACCACCACACGUGCUCCCUCCUCCUCCGCCGUCCCCCGACAACCAUCCCACCGUGAUCAUCAUCGUAGUCUUCGCCUCGUUCGGUGGCCUCCUCUUUCUGGCGGGGCUCGCCGCCGUGGUGUUCUGCUGCCUGAGGAAGCUGAAGAAGAAGAAGACGAAGCACGAGGUGGAUGUGAUCCACGUGGACGAGCACGUGAGGGUGAAGGAGGCCAUCGUCCCCGGGCCUCACGGCCCACGUGUGGUGGUGCUGGAGAUCGAGGAGGACUUGCAUGUCGACGAGGUUGUCAGGAAGGACGAGGUUGUUGAGAAUGUCCAUGGCGGCGGCGGGGGGCAUCAUCAUCUUCAUGGUUUGCAUGGCAAGUCGGCGGCGGCGGAGGUUAGUGGCGGCGGUGCUAGUUCGGAGAUGGCGGCGGCGGCGGUGGCUUCCUCGGGUGGUGCUACUCGGGAGGUUAAUGAAGAGAAGUCGUGA